This is a messenger RNA of Pocillopora verrucosa, 2754 nucleotides long. RefSeq names its product venom phosphodiesterase-like. Gene Ontology annotation, molecular function: metal ion binding; hydrolase activity; nucleic acid binding. NCBI's taxonomy places the organism in Eukaryota, Metazoa, Cnidaria, Anthozoa, Scleractinia, Pocilloporidae. The record is from RefSeq and is a predicted model, not a curated record.
UCCCGCGGGACCGUAAACACUUCCGAUAGUGUGCAUAAAUACUGAUUCACUCGCAAAUUGUUCAGAAAGCUUUUUGUGAAACCAUGGGUGAGGGUAAAAGAGAAUUAAUCGCCGAGCUGGAAGACGAUGAGCGAAAAUAUAAGGUGAAGGUAGACGGCGGAUCAUCGGAAAAGAAAUACUUUGGCUUGAGCAAAAGACGAUUGGCUUUAGUUGCGGGAGCAAUUUUAGUCAUUUUGUUAAUAAUUAUAUUACUCGUGGUGUUUCUCGUUAAAGUACGCUCAAAGAAAUCCAAAGUCAGCAAAUCACCUAUAGGAGGACAGGAGGAAUGCUCAUCAGAUCCCCUGAUUAUUAUCUCAAUGGAUGGAUUUCGACCAGACUUUCUUGGGAGAAAUCUAACCCCUAACAUCGAUUAUCUUGCUAGCAAUGGAGUUCGAGCAAAAUUCCUCCUUCCUCAAUUUCCCACAAAGACCUUUCCUAACCACUAUUCCAUGAUAACGGGUCUUUUUCCCUCGCAUACUGGUAUUGUGGCUAACAAUUUCAGAGACGAAAAACUAAAUGACAACUUCAGAAUUGGAGGACCGACGACAUCUGAUCCCAAAUGGUGGAAAGGCGAACCAUUGUGGGUGACCGCCAUUAAGCAAGGUCUUGUGUCUGCGUGUUACUUCUGGGUCGGGUCUGACGUUCCUAUUGAAGGAAUAUUACCCAACUUCACAUAUGCCUACAAUCAGACUCAUCCGUUUGAAGCUCGUGUGGAUAAAGUUCUUAGCUGGUUGGAUCUGCCAUCCCACUGUACCACAGAUAAUACCAACAAUGAAGGCAAACGGCGGCCCUCGUUCAUAACUCUGUAUUUCCAUCAACCUGAUUACACUGAGCAUCGCGCAGGACCAAACUCAGAGAAGACCAAUGCGCAGUACAAAAGAGUGGACGAUAUGAUUGGAAGACUGUGGAAGGGACUAAAAGAUCGAUCCAUGCAGGACAAAGUAAACAUGGUCCUUGUUGGAGAUCACGGUAUGGCUCCAAAAAGUUGCCAGCGAAUCGUUUAUACAGACGCAUACAAUGUAACUCUCGAUGAUGUAUAUUCCCCUCAGUGGUACGGAGGAGCAUUCAUAACAAUGAAUCCGAAACCGGGAGUUUCAGCGGAAGAAAUUGUGGCUCGUUUACAAUGUAAGAAUCCACACUUUCGCGUGUUUUUAAAAGAGAACCUUCCCAAGCGACUUCACUACUCUGAUAACAGGAGGAUUGGACGAAUUAUCCUAAUUCCGGAAGACGGCUGGCUGGUAGGAUUCAACUCCACUAGUGGGAUCUGGUUCUGUGAUGGUGGAGAUCAUGGUUACGACAACAUAGAUCCUAACAUGCGGACUCUAUUCGUAGCUCAUGGUCCCGCUUUCAAGAAAGGAGAAGUAGUAGAUCAUUUCCUCAGUACGGAACUUUACGGCAUGAUGGCAGAUAUACUCGGGCUCAAGCCAGCCCCGAACGAUGGAACACCUGGUAGCUUGCGGCAUCUACUGGAUCCAAGUGUCGAUAUUGAUGUCCUUGAGACUGAGUCCGACGGAAAGUUAAUGAGAACUGACAUCUGCCGAAAACCUGCAGGUUUUGACAACUGCAGUCAGUGCAUUUGUAAAUUUUGUGAUAAAAGAGCAGAAGUUAUUCUAAGUGACAAGAAGCUAGACAUGUCAGACCAAGAGAUAUCUGAAUUUCAGGCGACACACCUCCCGUGGGGAGUACCUGAGGGUGGAGCUGGUCGAGAGGGUUGUAUUCUAGCGCAGAAGGGUUUUGUGACAGGCUAUAGCACUUCUCUACGUUUACCUUUGUGGGUGGCCUAUAGACUUGAUGGAGAGAAAGCCUCACAGUCAGGAACCCGAAGAGAUUGUUUCCGAAAAGAUACUCGCCUUACCGAUUCUCAGGCCUCGCUCUGCAAACACUACAAGUAUUCGGGUGUUGACCGCGGACACAUGGCGCCGAAUGGUGACUUUGACUCUUCUAAUGAAAAUGAUGAGGCAUGGAUGGAUACAUAUCUUUUAUCUAACAUAGCACCACAAUACCAUGGAUUCAACGCAGGUAUUUGGUUGAAGGCUGAAGAUAUGGUCCGGGAUCUUGCAGCAAACUAUUCACAUGUUUACGUCAUAAGUGGUUCAAUAUUCGACGAGAAUGCCGAUGGACUCCGAGAUGAAGAUGAGAGCAUAACAAGGUGGCUCAAAAAUGACACCAGUUCAGUGGCCAUACCUACUCAUUACUAUAAAAUUAUCAUGCGGUGUGACACCAGUAAGAAGCCGUAUUACAAAGUGCCCGGAUGUGAAGGAAGACUUGGCGUCAUUUCUUUUGUAUUACCUCACUUGCCAAAGCUUCCCUGUUUCAAGUAUGAAUCGUCUUCCAAGUAUCUUCUUGAAAAUACGGCUAGAGUUCGUGACAUCGAACUUUUGACAGGGAUCAAGUUUUUCAGCGGAUUACCACCGGCGGAACAGGCGCGACUCAAAACUAUUUCACCGGUCAAAUUGUGGCCCUGAGCAAUUAAGUUGGAUGGAAGAAGUUUGAAGACCAUUCUCUUCUACUCUUAAAACACUACUCAAAUGAUUAAAUAACAUGGAGAGAACUUUGAAAAUUGAACAAUGAAGGAAAAUUAUGAUCUAAGUGUGGUUAUCCUUUAGAAAGCGCAAGCUUGCCAAGUACAAAAUCCACAGUGGUAUUUUUCCAUCCAAAGCUUUCCUUGGUACCGUUGGUUGUCAGGAGUUGUCCUCACACAUAAAAUGUAGAGGA